Drosophila novamexicana is the source of this 1045-nucleotide messenger RNA. RefSeq lists its product as uncharacterized. The record is from RefSeq and is a predicted model, not a curated record. Gene Ontology annotation, molecular function: N-acetyltransferase activity. NCBI's taxonomy places the organism in Eukaryota, Metazoa, Arthropoda, Insecta, Diptera, Drosophilidae. The transcript has a single exon. The coding region runs from base 170 to 946 and encodes 258 amino acids.
UAUCAUAGUCUAGUUCUCUCAUCGUGUAUUUUCUAACGUGUUGUCUUAUCAGUUCAGUUUGUUAUCUUGUCAAAGCCGCGAUGCAAUCACAUGAUAAUGCUCAGCUCUGAGAGUUUAUGAACUUAAGUUCAAGUUCAACUAAUUGAUUUUUUGCGAUAAGCCCACUUGAAUGGGCCACCUACGAAAUACCCAUAAAACCGUAAUGUCACCCUACAACUGCAUUGAGUUAGUCCUGGUAGCUUGCAACAUGACGACGAUCGUGCGGGAAAUGAAAUUGGAUGACAUCGAUGAGGCCAGCCUCUUCAUACGUGAUCAUUUUUACGGCCAUGAGCCCCUGAUGCAGACGCCCGGCGAACAUCCGUUGAUCUACGACGAUCCCAAGAAGCGCGAGUAUCGCCUCUCCCUCGUACGGCAGGGCACCUCGUUGGUUGCGGUUGACCAGAGCAAUGGCGGUCGCAUUGUGGGCGUGGCGUUUGCUGGUAUUAUGCAUCCCAGCGAUCUGGAGCAGAACUGGAGCGAGGUCAACGAACGCAAACCCAAGCUUCUCAUCGAACAUAUACAUUAUUUUCUGUGCAACAUCAAGAAACACGCUCAGUUCUUUGAGCAUUACGACGUUACGGAUGCUCUAUAUCUGAAAACUCUGGCCGUCGACUCGACGAUGCGUCGUCAGGGGAUCGCACGCCGUCUGGUUGUUACCCUAAUGGAGCUGGGACGCACCAGGGGAAUUCCCCUGAUGGUAGCCACCUGCACAGGUGCCUACUCGACGCGUCUGAUGGCCUCGCUGGGCAUGGAGUGCGUGCACUCGGAACUCUAUGCGGACUUUAAGGAUGAGGAUGGCAAUGUGGUGAUUCAUCCGCCCGAGCCACACUCAGAGGCGAGCGUCAUGGCGAUUAAGCUGCAGGAAAUGCCCUCAUAUAAUCCGGGUCUUUAUAAGACAUUUUUCUAGUGAUAGCAAAUAUAGGUAUAUGUUAAUUUUAGCUUUCCUUUGAGACUUAUUAUUUUUUUUAAUUUUAUUUCACAAAUUUUUGAAAACGUGACUGAUGUA